This is a messenger RNA of Neurospora tetrasperma FGSC 2508, 1718 nucleotides long. RefSeq lists its product as uncharacterized. The record is from RefSeq and is a predicted model, not a curated record. The coding region runs from base 1 to 1575 and encodes 524 amino acids. The transcript is spliced from 3 exons. Gene Ontology annotation, molecular function: cysteine-type endopeptidase activity. Gene Ontology annotation, biological process: proteolysis. NCBI's taxonomy places the organism in Eukaryota, Fungi, Ascomycota, Sordariomycetes, Sordariales, Sordariaceae.
AUGAACAGCAACACAGAUUUCACUCAGCUAUGGCAUCGCCAUCUGGCCAACCUCCGCCAUGACUUCUCGGCUGGAGCUGUUGACAACGUUCGUGUACAAGCUUCGCCUUCGGAGACGGCAAGGAACGUGGAUAGAAGAGGAGACAGUGAAGCUACGCCCAGGGGCGCUGAUCAUCAUGAUAUCCAAGCGACGUCGCUUUCCGUUGGACUUGAAUGGGAUGGAGACAUGGAGAUGGUUAUUGGUGCUUUGCAGGAGCUUGAGGUUCAAAGCCCUAUAACCGCCACCGAAGCCCUCAGCCCCGAUUCACCGUGGUUCAGAGACCCUCGUCUCCGCCGUGAUGCCGAUGGUGAUAGGGAUAUAGAGAUUGAGACUGUGGCGUCGUCACCUCAAAAUUCGAGCUGGUCGAGGACCGUAGCGCCUCCGAAAGGACAACGAGCCCGUUUAUCUUUGCAACUGCAACCACCGAAAAGCCCGGUCAGCCUCUACACGUCUGCGCCUGCUGAGGGACUUGAUACAAAUGCUAGAGCACGGACAGACUGGUACAGAGAUCAUGCAACACUCCUCUCACAUUCUCAGCAGUUAUACGAGACUUACUCGGCUUAUCCAGCAUCACCAGCCUUCACCACCCCUCGACCUGAACCCGAGACCGAACCACCAGAACCAAAAACCAGGUUCAGCUCCACCUUCUCGCCCUCCCAGCGCAGUCGCUACGCACAGCUAGCCGAAGAAGUCAACGUCUUGAUCCUCAGCUGGGCUACGACAACCACAACAAUAACCGCCAAGCAACAAGGGCCAAUCAAACUCAGUUCAAGUCGGCAAGGGAUCAAUACCUCCACAGAUUCUGUCCGAAACUGCUUCAAACGACUCGGAUAUCGGGUUCAAUGCCGACUGAUUCCCGAGGACUAUCCCACUGCGGCUGUGGAGACCAUUCUGGCCAAGUUUCUCGCGGACUCUGACAUGAGUCAGGAGAGGAAGAAGUUGCUAGUCAUUUACUAUGCUGGGGGAGCGGGCAUGGUUGGAGGAAGGAUGAUGUUUGCGAAUGCGAUUGGCUCGAGUCAUUUCUUUUGGGAGGACAUUCGCGAGCCCAUCAUGUCGAGUGAGGGUGACGUCUUGCUCAUCCUUGACUGUCAUCACUCUAUGAGGUCGAAUGGGAGCACAAAAGCAGAAGAUCAACUGAUGGUCGACCCGGGCCUGGCAUCUUCACCCUCCGUCAAGCAACUCUUGGGCACCUACGUUCCUGUUCCCUUGCCCCGAACAGAAACUCCCAACAACAGCUCGAAUGGAGGCACAUCACGAACAACGCAAAUGACCCAAAUCCUUUGCAGAAUCCUGGACAGCGCCCACGCUAGAGGAGACGGCAAGAUAUCAGUGCAGAGGUUGUGCUCGUGCAUGAAAAGUGAGUUGCGACAGGACGGAACGGAACUGGAUCAAAUGGUGUUUGUUACGCAGUUGGGGGGAAGACACUUGAUGGAUAUCGAGUUGCCUGUGUUGUCUGCCGGCAUCGAUAUCGGCGUUAGAGGUGGCAAUGACGUCGGCGGCGGUGUAUCGCGGGGUAUGGGAGUCCUCCGAAGUUGAUAUCACCGGGGAAGCAUUCAACUACACCUCAACUUGGUCUUCCGUCUAGUAUGGGUGUUGGUGAUGGAGAAGCAAUAACCUGGCCUAGUCUCCGGCACAGGUGUGAUAUAUCCCUGAGAGCUGAAGACUAAAACUCCAAUGAC